UAGAUUGGAGUAGGACAAACCAGUCAAAUUUAAGGGUCUGCACAUUUGGUUUUCUGAAUUUAUGAAUAUGAAUUGAAACAUUUGUAGAAUAAUGGCAGUGAAUCUGAAAUUGUAUAAAAUGGAUUAAAAAUCAUCUGCAGGGACACAUUUUAGUUAAAGGGCUUAGACAGAAACACACAUGCAUGUCUAUAUAACUUAAUUCAUACUACCAGUAAAUAUAAAGUGAAGGAUUUCAUUUCACACACAUUGUUGCAUUGUAGCUUUUUUUGAAUGGAUUUUAGAUUGAGUCCUCUGUCACAACAGGUUGCAUCCAAUUUUUUAACACCACACAUUGACGCUCACCCAUGUGCACUGAAUCACCCACUCAUUUACACUCACACAGAGACAAGAAAGUGACAAUGAAACACAUGUCUCAGUGUGUUUUGUCUUCUUUGCAGGGUCCGUGCACAGAGACACACACACACCCACACACACACCCCCACACACACACCCACACACACUGUGGAGCCAUGGGCUGCGGCCUGCGCAAGAUGAAGCCAAUGUCGGAGGAGAGCAGUCCGGGGAAGAUUUACUCCACCCUGAAGAGACCACAGGUGGAGACCAAAGUGGGCGUGGCCUACACCUACCGCUACCUGGACUUCCUCAUCGGCAAAGACGGUGGGACGUCUACUCUGCGUCUCUCGUCGGUGAGGGAGCUGACGGGUCAGCUACAGGAGCUCUACCAGCAGGGCUUCAUCCUGGCAGACGUCCACCCGUUCAUCCACCCCUGUGGUCCAGAGUCCAACAGCCCUCAGCACCAGCUCUACCGUGCCAUACUGGUCCGACUCAACGAUGGGGCGGAGAGGAGCCAGCCAGUCUGCCCACCGUACAAACUACAGCUGGAGGACUGUCUGUCUGCGGAGCAGGUGCCCACCCCAGAGCUCAUCCAGGGCUACGUCAAGAAGCAGAUCCAGGACGCUGCUGACCAGGGGGUGAUGUUCGUUGGAUUCGUCCAGGAACCUUAUGGGGCCCCGUGCACCCGGAUCAGACAACCAGACACCCCCUCUCUUUCCCUGCACUCCAGCCCCAGCUCUGUGCUCGGUUCUCUGGGCAGCUGCAGCCCCUCAAACCCCUCAAGCCCCAGAAACCACCCAGAGCCCGGAGCUGAUGCAGUGGACAAAGAGGGGAACGAGGAAGGAGCACUGAGUGAGAACACUGGGAACCAUUCAGGGAGCGAGGUGCAGGGCAGUCAGGAUGAGGUGUCGCCUGCAGCGUCUCCAAUAUCAGAGGGAGAUCUGACGGAGGAGGACUCGCCGUGUCACAAUAACAACAAAGACAGAGAGACAAAGGAGAGGCUGAGAUACCGCCGGCAGAGGGGAGAUGGGGUGGAGCUGCUCGCCUUGUACAACCACCCGCCAGUCCGAGAGGGCCAGGUGAAGUACUACACCGUCAAGGUGCCGCUGCGGGUCCAGAACUGUGAUGAGGGCGUCAAAGGGGUGGAGGCCAACUGGCUUGAUCACAUGACUCAGCACUUCAACAAUGGAGCCUCCCUGGUGGACGGAUAUUUCCACCUGGGGAAUGUAAACGAUGUUAUGCCUAAAUCGGUGGAAAGUGUCUUCAUCUUCCAGGAGGGGAGCGAGAGCGAGCCGAAUGUGGCCGCGACGACAUUCGACGCCAUCGUGGUGGAGCAGUGGACCGUCAUAGAUGGUCUGCAGGUGAAGGCUGAUUAUGUUCCUCUGCUGCAGUCCCUGGCUACAUUUGGAUGGAGACUCACCUGUGUGCUGCCAACUCCUGUAAUCAAGACUAACAGUGAUGGAAGUCUGUCCACCAAACAGAUUGUGUUCCUGCAGAGACCCGUCUUGAACCGAAAGAGGAGAGAAUCCAAGAAAUUGAUCUUCAAGCCCCGAGGCAAGUCCAACAAGAACUGCAUGAAAGAGAGCGCAAAGAACAAGAAGAAGAAGAAAUCCAAGAUUGAGAAGGAAGCAGAGGAUUCCAACAUUAAUAAUGAGAGAGAAAAGGUGGAGAAAGAGGAAGAGAAGAGUAGGGAUGAAAGGGCGGGAGCAACGGAUGGAGAGGCUGCGAGAGAAAGUGAGACAUCAAAAGACAGGGAGGUAAAGUGUGAGGAAGAGAGGAAGAUUGAAGAGGGGAUUGAAAUCAGCAUAGAGACCGUUGAAGAGAAAGAUGGAGGAGCAGACGCAAAAGACAACGAGGCAGAAAAGAGUAAAGAAGAAGACGGGGAAGAAAAGGUUGAACUGGACGGAGAGGGAUCGAAAGAGAACGGAGAGCUUGUCGACAACGACGAGGUCCUGGAGGUGUCUGAGAUCGUUGCGACUGUCGAAACCCAGAGCGAGACCAAAGAAAAAGAGGAGGCGGGUGAAGCAGGAGUCGAAGCGGUGAUCGAAAACGGGGUCGAGACCGAUGAGGAGAAAGACAAGGACGAAGAGGACGCAGUCAAACACAAAACAGACGAGCCAGCAGGCGGGGAAGUCGUCGCCAAGGAGAUCGUGGCGGAUUCACAGGCCACACCGACCAAUCAAAUCCCAGACGAGACCCAAGAGUAGCCCCAAGUAGUCUGAGUUAAGGUUUUCCCCGCCCUACCUCUCAAGUUCCCCAGUCCAAGAACUCGUCCCCGGUGUUGUUCCUGAUCCAAAUCAAAGGGGUUUGAACCCCAUCGCUGCAGCAUUUUCCAAAUCCUUCAUGGACAAUUCCCAAGAAACCUGCCGGAGUAUAUCAACAACUUCAUGUAUCCGCAGACAUCCGCCCUAUCCUAUAACCACACAUACUGAAUGUAUAUACCCAUAAGAGGAGAUACAGGUGCAGGAUAGUCAAUGUGGAGACACUGGAUUAACUUGAUGAAGGAAAACAUGGCGUUGAAUCAGUAGAAUGAUGGUAUGAUUGGAAAGAACAAGUUCUUCUUUUUACUUCAGACACAGAUAAAAGGCCUGGUCACACCAGAGUGAGACAAAUGCUAAAUUUAAAGGUGGGUUGAUUUGUUGAAGUAGAUAUCUGUAUGUUGCUUGCAGCUUGGAGUCUAAAUGGUGGAAGUUAGCAUAACUUGUUAGCAGUGUUGCACCCAUAGACUGAAUAAAACAUGGAGCUAGUUACAUGGGCGUCACCCAUUGGUUUCUGAAGGGUUGCCAUGAAGCUCAACAAUGGCGUUCACCAUAUUGGAAAUGCUAAUUCAAUCAAUCUAGUAACAGGUAAAGAGGUGGAGCUGAGGCGGGCCUUAAGCCUCCUGGCAAACAUCUACAACAAGUCCACCUGUCAGUCAACACAGCCACGCCCACAAUUAUGCAAAUUACCUAAGACUUAUUUAGCCCAAUAACGACAUGUGUCCUAGUAAAGAAAUGAGCUAUGUACCAAUAUGUUUAUUAAUCAAGGCUGUAAUCAUAUUUAUUUCUGCUUUUAAAAUAUGAUUUUGCUCCAUGCCUCAAGUGGACACUCGAGGAAGUGCAGCUCUUUUUACACUCAACACUGGAGGUACUAUGUCUCACUAAUGUUGGCUUGUUAGUGAUUAGUUUACCAGAUAUGUCACCAAGCCUGUAAAACCACACAUAUCCCAAAGAUAUGAAGUGAAUGAUGUUUCUAAUUAAUGACUUCUGGUGUGACCAGGCGUUUAAAAGAGCGAGGAGUGUUACAUGAAAGUCAUUUAAAGGUAACAUGUUAGUUUACAAUCUGUUGGAUUAGGAUUAUUUAGAUGAACUACAGACGCGGUUGUGGGUUUUAUAAGCAGUCAUGGAUCUGAGAGAGUCCUCUGUUUGCUUUUGAAGAAUAGUUUAAGAAACUAAACACGAGUCUUACAGUUAUAGUUUGACAAAGCGCCUUUCAAAAGGUGUACUCUAAACCUUCUGGUUGUGCAGUUCGAGCCGCUCUUGUAAAGCUAAGAAAAGACGAGCCUGAUCCAAGAUCCAAGCAGCAGAACUAUGACAGGUCACGGGCCUUCCUCAUGCACAAAACUGACAUCAUAAAGACUGAUUGUUUUAACAUUUCCCCCGUUCUUUCGUCUUAACAUAAACAGUGAGUCGUGAUGUGGAAGGAGAACGCCGGUAGAGGUGAUGGGAAAGACGUUUGUUGCGACAGGCAAUCCAAAGUAGGGUGAAGAGAUAAUUGUUUACGCUGAGCUCUAAACCUUCAAGUGCUUCAAAGAGAGCCGAUAAUCACUCUUUGGUGUGGUGUGCUAAGCUCACCUUGCAUACAGAAUGUUCCAUAAUCAAAGCCAAGCGCGAUAAGGAUGUGAAAUUUCAGCUGAAUGUUUGCAGCUCAAGGGCAAGAACUCAUAUUCAGACGCACCUAGUUAGCGUUUACAUACAGGAGGGAGGAUUUUUUUAUUUCUGAGCAAAGUUGCAUUUCUUUAAUUACUUUUCCAGGCGUUGGCCACAAACAGAGCACUCGUCAGGUUAAGCUGUGUGCGGUCAGGGCCGAGAGUCUUGUUGUUUACUGAGGCCAAAACUAGAGAUUGAGAAGUGCGAAACGGAGACAAAGAAAAUAAGUUUGAGCGCGAGAACGAGAAAGAGAGCAUAACGGAGUGAAAUAAAAGAAAUGAAUAGGCUCAUUUAAAGUAACGGCCGCUUGCGUUCCACAUUCCCCCGCCGAGAUUUCCUUCAUUAUUUUACCUCCAGCUCUUUAAGCACCCCUUACCAGACAUCAUUUCUGACAAUAAUCAAGCCGUAAUGUGCUGUUUCAUGGCAUCGUGUAGCUUUCCAUUUCAGGAAAAAUAAGGGGGGGGGGGGAAGGAAGGCGGCGACGUUCACGCUGUGGAGCACUUAUUAGCUCACUAAUGGAUUUUGUCAGUGGGGUGUCUGUCAGGAAUCAUGCAUUUAUAAUGGGGGUCACUUAUCGACAGCAAAACACCUCAACAUGUCAAGGAAAUAGCCUUCAGAUUUAACGGUGAUGUCAUAGGGAAGCAUUUGCACUGAGGACGGAGAGGGAGAGAGAGAAAUAUGUCAGAAAAAACCUUUUAAUUCACACGUCGCUUAAUCAAGAACUGAAACUACCUUCUGUCCUGAUUCAUGCAGAAUAUCAUUUGGUCAUGAUUUGGAUCUCCUGUUUCAUGAGAACAGACGAUAACUCGGUCGAGAAAAAAAAAAGUCUCCUUCUUGGAGACGAAGCUCUGCAGUUACAAACGAGUAAGAUCGAUUCAUGCUGAAUAAGUGCUCUCCUUGAUUAAUCCGCCCACCCGCCGCUGAGAUUUUCUUCAAUGUAACAAUGGCAAGUGUUUGUGUAGAGUAGAAUAUAAAAAACUGUGACCAGCUUAGCCUUAUGACUAUACUGUAAAUGGCCCACACUCUGCUUUUAAAAACAUGUCCUAUAGAGACACAAUGGUGUUUUUUCAGUGUUCUAUGUUUGUUAUAGUCGAGCAGGAGACUUUUGCGACAGUCAGUGUUGGUAUUUUUGAAGCUGUUGUUCCCUGUUUUCUUACUGGAGUUCAAAUCGCGGGGAUGAUAUAAUUGAAGUUCGUCUACAUGAAGGUGUUUUGGAUUUUAUUUUUCAAGGAUGUUACGAGCAUUUUAUUUGUAUUAUUAUUAUUAUUAUUAUUGUGAAUGUUCUGCUUUGGAUUCGAGAGAUUUUACGGUGUUGCCUCUGCUGUUCCGCUAACGCUUAACGCUGAAAUGUAUUUCUGACUGACGCUUCGAGCUACCUCCUGAGAGCUGUUGUUGAUUUCUUUUUAAAUAGAGAGAGGUGGGGGGGGUCAUAGUGUGUUUGACCCCCCCCCCCCCGAAACAUAUGCUCCUUGUCCUCUCACCCUCCACUAUGACGGAGCGCAGACCUGUGAGCGUGAGGUCAUCGCUAAUGGCAGACGAGGUCAAGAGUCAUGAAUGAGCCAGGAUGGAUUUUCCACAGCUGUACACGGGAGUUUGCACGAGCACACAACAAAAUAACCACUCGGAUAUCGACCUUUAGGAGAGAUGGAGUUGUGUCCUCUCAUUCUCUGUGGCGUUAUCCUUUUUUGUUUCUUUAAACCUCACUCCCUCACUUUUUUUUUAUCUUCGGGCUGUUUGAGCUUUCAAAAAGCACUUAUUGUAUCCGAGGAAUAUUUGAUUCUGCCUUACCGAUGUUUGUUAGAAAGUGAUAAAUACGACUUGUAGAGUGAAAUGGCAAAAAAGACUCCUUUUAAUAACCGACAAGGCGGUGGUGAAUAUUUACACUGCAAAAAAUACAAUCUGAGUUAGUGAAUUUGUCUAAUGCUGUUAAAAAAAAAUGUAAUUCCACUUAUUAUAAACCACAUUCACCUGACAAGUCCUGAUAAAAAAAAAAAAAAAAGCUCUGAAUUGCUUGUAAUAAUUCCAAAUUUCUGCCACUGCAGCAAUGCUACUGGAGUUGGUGAGUGUCUUGAAAUGAGAUGUCUAUACCCAGAAGUGUAGUGCGGGGUAUAGCCACUUAUUUUUCAGUCUCCAUAGCAGCUCUAAGAUUCACUUUAGUAUUUAGAAACAUGAUUGGAGAUUAUAGAGGGAUGGCUUGGACCAAACAGCAUCAGGACUGGAAAUUGAACCUACAACCAGAGCGGCAGGACUGGAGCCUCUACACCUGUAAAUCUCACUCGCUCACUCUACCUACAGAGCCAAUCAGGCGCCGCUAAGUGAGAUAUUUUCUGACGAGGAAUCAGGCAGCUUGCUAUGAUUUGAUUUUUUGCAGUGAAAAACAUUUCCCCAACUUAUUUUAUCUGAUUUGAUCUAUUUUCUGUCUUUUCUCCUGCGUUAAGAUAAACGUUUUACCUGCCAUCUUUCAGUUUUUUUUAUAAAUAUGAGUUUAUUUCAGUAUUCCCGCCUGGGUCCUUUUUUUUUUCAUUUUUAUCUGAAACUGCGACUGUGAGUUUUUCCCCCUUUUGGCAUCAAACCAAAAAAACAGACAGAUCAUAUUCCACUUUAUCUAAAAGAGCUGAGUUUGGGAAAGUCCGUUAAGCUGCGAGGUGAUCUCGUGUGACAUGGCGGUGUUUUUUCUGACUCCCACCACAUUCCUGUUGGACGUCCACAAACACGGAUCAUCGUAACCUUGACAAAAAGUUACAACCGGCCUCGUAUCCUACCUGAGGCCGCGGCCUUCGGGGCCCCCGUCUCUCCCUGAUAAGGGCUGAUUGGUUGCUGUGCAGUCUAACCUCUGACAUGACUUCACUCUAGGGACUGUGGGUAAUUGUGAUUUUUUUUUUUUUUCGGUGCAUUACAACAAAAAAAAAGGAAAAACACAGGCAGAGCGAGGGAAGAAAACGAGGCAGGAUCUGACACUUCAUCAGUUAAAUGAUGCUGAACCAUGUAAACGUAUCCGUCCGUGAAAAGAAGGAGACCUUUGACUAAUGUUAGACUCAAACAUACAUCCACGGCUCUCUACCCAUCCGUGUAAAAAAAGGGUAAUUUACAGUUUCCUGUCUUUUAUCAGCAUAAUUGUCUCUGAGCCUCAGUAGUGGUGCUGGUGCAAUCGUUCUUGGUAAUGCUGUAAAAAAAAAAAAAAAACUUAAUGGUUCAUAUCCUGUGUGCUACUAUGAUGUGAAAUGAGCAGAGUAGAAACGACAGAACAUGAAACAAUAGGAUGCCGUCAUUAUUUCUUCUGUGUUGUCACUUUAGCUUGCUCACAGCCUCUGGAAAAUGUAUUCUUAGGGUUUUUUUUUUAUUUUGUCCCUGAUGUUUUUCUGUCAACCCCGGCUGCCAUCUUGAAUGUUGAGUAUCUUUGAUCAUGUGCCGAUGUCACUUGCAUAGCAGAGUUUGCUAUCGAGGAAGAAGAAGUAUUCUUUAUCUUUGCUAUCCUGAGUAUGUCCACAUUCCUAUUGUUCAUGACAUCUGUACAAUUUGUAUAUUAUAAAAUGAUUUAUAUUUAAUGUG
This is a messenger RNA of Labrus mixtus (cuckoo wrasse), 7790 nucleotides long. Its product is annotated as raftlin-like. Bases 345 to 2540 code for a protein of 731 amino acids. The record is from RefSeq and is a predicted model, not a curated record. NCBI's taxonomy places the organism in Eukaryota, Metazoa, Chordata, Actinopteri, Labriformes, Labridae. The transcript has 9 exons.